Messenger RNA from Triticum dicoccoides, 969 nucleotides. RefSeq lists its product as uncharacterized. NCBI's taxonomy places the organism in Eukaryota, Viridiplantae, Streptophyta, Magnoliopsida, Poales, Poaceae. The transcript has a single exon. The record is from RefSeq and is a predicted model, not a curated record. Bases 249 to 740 code for a protein of 163 amino acids.
CUAAAAUAAAGCUAAUCAAUUCAGCAGCCCUCGCAAAAAAAUAAAAGAAAAAAAAGGUCAGCUGCAGCGGCACUGCUCAGCCAAACUGCUGGUGCUAGAAAAUGAAGUGGUGCUACUGUAGAUUCUUCAGGUCAAUUCCUGCCUGGUUUGCUAUAAAUGCACACGUCAAACUGACCCCCCUCGGCAAGUUCGCGGACACACGCCGCUAGCCCGCUUGCUAUAAUUCCUAGACUAGACGCCUCCCGGCGAUGUACUCCUGCAACGACCGAGACCGCUCGGCUACGGCGGCGCGUAUCAUGGAGUCCAGCGCCAAGUACCAGCCAUGCAACACGGCGGCAACGCGGACGGCCGGCGGCCAGGUCCCCUCGGACGCGCAGCCGUCCCCGCGGCGCGCCAGGAGGAAGCACCCGGCGUCGGCGUCGCGCCGGUCGUCCACCACCGUGGUGGCGACCGACGUGUCCAACUUCCGCGCCAUGGUGCAGGAGCUCACCGGCUUCCCGCCGGCCGCCAUCUUCCGGCCGCUGCCUCGCCGGGCCCACGCCGCCGGCCACUCGCUGACCGCCGCCGCGCAUGGCUGCGGCGGUGCGCUGCAGGGCCACCGUUCGGACGCGGCAACCACUGCCGGCAGCGUCCCGGCCGUGGCGCACCCGCCGCAGUGCGCACCGCCGGGUGUGUUUGACGCGCUGCCCGACCUCGGGUCGCCGGAGUUCGACACGUGGCCUGACUUGUCCUUCGAAUGAUAAUACAACAGUCCUGGUCGCUAGAUUGUUAUAAUCAAGGGUGACUUGGUAAUUUCCUUCUGCUCAUGUUUAUGUUUGCGUUUGGCAAGUCCUUUUCAAAAACAAAAGGACGUCAUUUGUACAGCACACAAGUUUAUAGUACAUGGCUAAAGUAAAGGGCUUAGCUUUUUCAUCAGAAGAAAUACAUUCCGCCUUUUUGCGACAAACAUCAAGGAAUACAUUGAAAGAC